CAGCAGCACCACCACCACCUACAGCAGCAACAGCAGCACCAACAGCAGCAACAGCAGCACCACCACCACCAACAGCAGCAACAGCAGCACCACCACCACCAACAGCAGCAACAGCAGCACCACCACCACCAACAGCAGCAACAGCAGCACCACCACCACCAACAGCAGCAACAGCAGCACCACCACCACCAACAGCAGCAACAGCAGCACCACCACCACCAACAGCAGCAACAGCAGCAACAGCAGCAGCACCACCACCAACAGCAGCAACAGCAGCAACAGCAGCACCAUCACCACCAACAGCAGCAACAGCAGCACCACCACCACCAACAGCAGCAACAGCAGCGCCACCACCACCAACAGCAGCAACAGCAGCAACAGCAGCACCACCACCACCAACAGCAGCAACAGCAGCACCACCACCACCAACAGCAGCAACAGCAGCACCACCACCACCAACAGCAGCAACAGCAGCACCACCACCACCAACAGCAGCAACAGCAGCACCACCACCACCAACAGCAGCAACAGCAGCACCACCACCACCAACAGCAGCAACAGCAGCACCACCACCACCAACAGCAGCAACAGCAGCACCACCACCACCAACAGCAGCAACAGCAGCAACACCACCACCAACAGCAGCAACAGCAGCAACAGCAGCACCAUCACCACCAACAGCAGCAACAGCAGCAACAGCAGCAGCACCACCACCAACAGCAGCAACAGCAGCAACAGCAGCACCACCACCACCAACAGCAGCAACAGCAGCAAAAGCAACAACAGCAGCGACAGAAGCAACACCAACAACAGCAUCAGCACCAUCAGGCAGCAACAACAACAACAGCAGAAAUAGAACCAACCAACAGCAGAAACGCAACACCUCCGAGAACAACAGAAGCAACAGAAGCACCACCAACAGGAGCAGCAACAGCAGCAUCACCACCACCAUCAGCAGCAACAGCGGCAACAGCAGCGACACCACCACCAAAAGCAGGACCAGCAGGACCAGCAGCAACAGCAGCAACAGCAACAGCAGCAUCACCACCACCAACAACAGGAACAGCGCAAAGAGCAGCAGCACCACCACAAACAUUAGUAGCAGCUUCAACAGCAGGAAAAGCAGGAACAACAGCAACAGCGGCAACAGCAGCAGCAGCAGCACCACCACCACCACCAAUAUCAGCAGCAGCAGCAGCAGCAACAGCACCACCAAUAUCAUAA
Molecule: messenger RNA, 1224 nt
Organism: Sycon ciliatum
Lineage: Eukaryota; Metazoa; Porifera; Calcarea; Leucosolenida; Sycettidae
Product: sex-determining region Y protein-like
Exons: 2
Source: RefSeq, a predicted model, not a curated record